Messenger RNA from Colletotrichum gloeosporioides, 672 nucleotides. RefSeq names its product Coiled-coil domain-containing protein. The record is from RefSeq and is a predicted model, not a curated record. Gene Ontology annotation, cellular component: nucleus. Gene Ontology annotation, molecular function: transcription coactivator activity. NCBI's taxonomy places the organism in Eukaryota, Fungi, Ascomycota, Sordariomycetes, Glomerellales, Glomerellaceae. Gene Ontology annotation, biological process: transcription by RNA polymerase II. Bases 1 to 672 code for a protein of 223 amino acids. The transcript has 2 exons.
AUGGCUGGCAAGAAGGGAGCCGGCGAGAACAGCAAGAAGGCCGCGGGAAACGCCCGCAAGGCCGAGGCUGCAGCCCAAAAGUCUGCUGCCGAGGAUGCAAAAAAGGCAGCCGCUGAGGAUGCCGAGUGGUCCAAGGGCUCCAAGAGCAACGCAAAGAAAGAGGCGGAAGCCGCCAAAAAGGCCGAGGCAGCCCGCAAGAAGGCUGAGCGUGAAGCCGCGCUGAAAGAGGAGGAGGCAAACACACCGGGGCGAUCCGCGCCUAAGAACGCCAAAACGGCUGUCAAGAAGACCCGCGGACUCGACCUGUCGCAGUUGGACGACAAGCCCAGCGGCUCCCUUGCCGCCCUCAACGCUUCGGGUAUUGACAACGCCCUUGAUGCUCUGUCGCUCACAGGCUCCUCCGAUGCCAAGGUCGACAGACACCCCGAGAGACGCUUCAAGGCCGCCUACGCAGCCUUUGAGGAGCGCCGACUCGCCGAGAUGGACGAGGACGGCUCGGGUAAGGGUCUGCGUCUGCAGCAGAGGAAGGACAAGAUCCGAAAGGAGUUUGAGAAGAGCCCCGAGAACCCUUUCAACCAGGUCAACGCCCGCUUCGACUCCAGCAAGGAGGAAUUGGCGCAGCUGAAGGCCAAUGAGAAGAGCAAGAUCGAGAACAGGCUUGGUUCCAAGUAG